Molecule: messenger RNA, 1376 nt
Organism: Dentiscutata erythropus
Lineage: Eukaryota; Fungi; Glomeromycota; Glomeromycetes; Diversisporales; Gigasporaceae
Source: the annotation of a GenBank genome assembly
AUGGAUCCUGCAAGCAAGCACGGACGAACGUCAAACAGUAGCUCAUCUGCUAAUCAAACGACAAAUAAUACCUCAAAUGCACCAGUAAAAAAGUCUGCAAAAGAGUUAAAAGCCGAACGUCGCGCACUACAAGAGCGUCAAAGGGCAGAGAAAGCUGCGCGAGCUGCCGGAAAUGCUGCCGUUCCUUCCAAAAAGCCUCCGUCCGGAUCUGCAACUAGUACAACUGUAGGCUCUACCUCUUCUACCUCAGCUACGGCAACUGUUGUUCCUUCUGAAACUGCUGGAUCUGCUAAAACCAUUGACUCUAAACAAAAGAGUUCUCACACUAAAGAAAUUAACAACAAACAAGUUGAUAUGUUUUCACAUUUGGAAAUUUCGAAAGGCACCAAUACGAGCUUGGCUCCUAAAGAAAUUCAUCCUGCAAUUUUGAUGCUUGGUUUGCAAUUUUCAGAAUUCAAAAUUUGUGGUGCAAAUGCCCGUUGUAUUGCAGCGCUGACAGCUUUUAAGAAGGUUAUUCAGGAUUACAAAACGCCGGAAGGUACAACACUUUCGCGCCAUUUACCUACUCAUCUUUCACCUCAAAUUACGUAUCUGGUAAAUGCUCGACCAAUGUCUGUGGGGAUGGGUAAUGCGAUUCGACACCUCAAAUGGGAAAUAUCCACUAUAGAUAUUGAAAUGUCAGAUGAUGAAGCGAAGCAAUUGUUAUGUGAAAAAAUCGAUAACUUUAUUCGUGAUAGUAUCACGGUUGCUGAUCGAGUAAUUGUUGAAUAUGGUUUACAAAAAAUUCAGGAUGGUGAUGUAAUAUUAACAUAUGCUAGAUCAUCAGUUGUGCAGGCAUUGUUAUUGGAAGCGCAUGAAAAAGGAAUAAAAUUUAAGGUCAUUAUUAUUGAUUCAAGACCAAGACUUGAAGGUAAAAAACUUUUGAAUUGUCUCGUGGAUGCUGGUAUUAACUGCACAUAUGCUUUUCUUCAUGCUGUUGGAUUUGCAAUGAAGGAUGUUUCAAAAGUUUUUUUGGGAGCACAUGCUUUCAUGUCGAAUGGUGCUCUUUAUUCACGUGUAGGUACUGCAAUGGUUGCAAUGAUGGCAAAUGAAAAGAAUAUUCCAGUUAUUAUUUGCUGUGAGACCUAUAAGUUUACAGAUAAGGUUCAAUUAGAUUCUUUUGUGAUGAAUGAACAAGGUAAUCCUAAUGAUGUAGUGAAUAUUUCUACUACCUUAACCCCAAAACCUGGGUUAUUGUCUGAAUGGCUUAACAAGCCAGAUUUGAAACUGUUAAAUCUAUUGUAUGAUUUAACACCUUCAAAAUACAUUACAACUGUUAUAACAGAAGUUGGCAUGAUUCCAUGUACUAGUGUACCAGUGAUAUUAAGAGAAUACAA